This is a messenger RNA of Scaptodrosophila lebanonensis, 721 nucleotides long. It is a transcript of the gene RpL24-like, whose product is annotated as probable ribosome biogenesis protein RLP24. Lineage: Eukaryota; Metazoa; Arthropoda; Insecta; Diptera; Drosophilidae. Gene Ontology annotation, cellular component: nucleolus. The transcript has 2 exons. Gene Ontology annotation, biological process: ribosomal large subunit biogenesis. The record is from RefSeq and is a predicted model, not a curated record. Bases 57 to 632 code for a protein of 191 amino acids.
AACACGUGUGGCGUUAUAUUUUCUACAGUUUAUAUUUUAUAAAUAAACUGUAGAAUAUGCGUAUAGAGACGUGUUAUUUUUGCUCCAGCAAAGUAUACCCCGGCCAUGGGGUUACUUUCGUGCGGAACGACUGCAAGAUAUUCAAAUUCUGUCGUGGAAAAUGCCACAAGGCCUUCAAGCGCAAGAAGAACCCACGCAAGGUCGGCUGGACGAAGGCACAUCGCAAGGCAGCGGGCAAGGAGCUGGCAAUCGAUCCCAGCUUUGAGUUCGAAAAGCGUCGCAAUGUGCCCGUCAAAUACAGCCGCGAAACCUGGCAGCGUUCCCUGGACGCCAUCAAGAAGGUCACCGAGAUCAAGCAGCGGCGUGAAAAUCUGUUCGUCAUGGAGCGCCUGCGACAAGGCCGCAAGGUGGAAAUCGAAAUGGACGUCAAGGAUGUACAACGCAACAUGUCCCUCAUACGCUCACCUGCCGCUGGUCUCAAGGAGCGUCGUGCCAAGGAGGAGGCCGAGGCAGCUGCCUUGAUGGACGAAGACCUGCCCGAGGAGGAGAUCACAUAUGUGGAUGCGCGCGAGUUAGAAAAGAAACUCGAGGAGGGUCUCAGUCCGGAGGACAUGGAAAUGAUAGCUGCUUAGGAAUUAAUACAUAUUUGGCUCUAGAAUUAAGUUACCACCAAGCAAACAAUAAAUACGAUUUAUACGAAAUACAGAAAAAAAGCAACGUA